Molecule: messenger RNA, 1002 nt
Organism: Adineta steineri
Lineage: Eukaryota; Metazoa; Rotifera; Eurotatoria; Adinetida; Adinetidae
Source: the annotation of a GenBank genome assembly
AUGAUGGAUGGUCUUAUUUUUCGUCUUUUUUGCUUAUUUUCAAUCUUUCAAGCAACGCACCAAACUGCUUACCCUUGUGAUCCAAAUGCUUCAUGUGGUUGUUCGCAGUUUCCUGUUAAUGCAUAUGCUCGUAUUGUCAAUGGAGAAGACGCUGGCUACAAUACAUGGUCUUGGGCAGUAUCUCUAGAAGUAGGAGAUUAUUUAUGUGGUGGAACCAUCAUACAUGAAUCUUAUAUUAUAACAGCGGCUCAUUGUCUCGAUCACAAUUUAAGACCAUCAGAUAUAACAGUUCAUGCUGGUUCAUUGACGAUUAUGGAAGGUACACAAAGAUCAGCAUCUCAAUUCUAUAUGCAUCCAUCCUAUAACACAGCACAGCAUACCAAUGAUAUUGCUUUAAUACAAUUAGAUCGUCCACUGGAUUUAUCAAAUCGUGAUUUGGCAAAAAUCUGUUUACCUAAAAUUGCUAGUACAUCAGAAGAAUAUCCUGUAGCAAGUACUCCAUUAUUAACAGUAGGCUGGGGUACUCUAUCGUCAGGUGGAGAUAUUUCAAGAACUCUACAGCAAGUUACCGUAUCAGCUGUGGGAGCACAGACAACAUACUGUCAAUCUGUUAUUAAAGAUCCAAUGCUACAACUCUGUGCCGGUAUAAUGCCUGGAGGCGGAAAAGAUACGUGUCAAGGAGACUCAGGUGGUCCAUUAAUGAUGUUCAAUUCGAAACAAGAAUGGGAACUGGUCGGUGUCGUCAGUUAUGGUAAAGGAUGUGGUCUACCACGCUUUCCUGGUGUUUACACUCGAGUAUCUUCUUACUUGGACUGGAUCAAUCAAAUAAUUCAAUACAAUUCACCAUCAACUACAACAACCGAAAAAACAUCAACAUUUUCAACAAAACCAACAACUGUUAAUACACAAACUACCACAGAUAUUGUUGAGAAUUCAUCCAAUUCAAUCAAGAUAAACAUUUGUUUCUUUGUUACAAUUUUACUUUUUCUUUUCAAUUACUAG